AUGUCACAAAGACAGGCAAUAAGGAGGUCGGUGGACACUUUGUUUGCACAGCACGACAGCGUGCGGUGGCACUCGGAGCAGAAGCUUCUGAAGCGCUCCAAACGCAGCCUGCACUUUAACGAUCCCAAAUACCCCCAGCAGUGGCAUCUGAACAACCGCAAGAGCCCCGGGAAGGACAUCAACGUCACGGGCGUCUGGGAGCGGAACGUGACGGGGCGCGGGGUGACGGUGGUGGUGGUGGAUGAUGGGGUGGAGCACACCAUCAAAGACAUCCAGCCAAAUUAUAGCCCGGAAGGCAGCUAUGACUUGAACUCCAACGACCCCGACCCUAUGCCUCACCCUGACGAGGAGAACGGCAACCACCAUGGCACCCGCUGUGCCGGGGAGAUCGCGGCCGUGCCCAACAACAGCUUCUGCACGGUGGGAGUUGCCUACGGGAGCCGCAUCGCAGGCAUCCGCGUGCUGGACGGGCCCCUCACCGACAGCAUGGAGGCCAUCGCCUUCAACAAGCACUAUCAGAUCAACGACAUCUACAGCUGCAGCUGGGGUCCAGAUGAUGAUGGGAAAACCGUGGAUGGCCCCCAUCAACUGGGAAAGGCCGCCCUGCAGCACGGCGUGAUCGCGGGUCGCAGGGGCUUCGGGAGCAUUUUCGUCGUGGCCAGCGGCAACGGCGGGCAGCACAGCGACAACUGCAACUACGACGGCUACGCCAACUCCAUCUACACUGUCACCAUAGGCGCGGUGGACGAGACGGGCUCCAUGCCAUUCUACGCUGAGGAGUGUGCCUCCAUGUUAGCCGUGACCUUCAGCGGCGGGGACAAGAUGAUGAGGAGCAUUGUGAGUACCACGCCAGGCACUUGCCUUGCCCUGUGCUCCAGGAACGUCUGGGGAGCUCCUCCAGCCCAGCCCCGGCCCGGCCGGCACAAAACAAGCUUUAUCCCAGCUCUGUGUGCCCCUCCGCAGCGAGGAGGGAGCUUGGGGCGCGACUCCGUGCCAGUGUGGGCUUUCCUGAGGAGACGGGGGGGGCUGCGGGGGCGUCGUGCCAGGAGUCCUCUGGAAAAGGCCCCACCCCGCUCUGCCAGGAACCAGCGACGCACGCAGCGCAUCGGGGGGUCGCAGCACGCACACACCUGCGAUGCGGCUCCCGUAGGCAACUCCCACCGUGCAGAAGCUGUUGUUGGGCACGGCCGCGAUCUCCCCGGCACAGCGGGUGCCAUGGUGGUUGCCGUUCUCCUCGUCAGGCUCCAGCACAGCUGCUCUGCGGAGCGCAGCAGUGGGAGCGGGCGGGAGCUGCCCCCUUCGGCCUGGGGACGGGGCCGUGCCCGGCUGGUGCCGGGGUCCUACGGCCCGAGAAGCCGAGAGGGUUUGAUUCCCCGUUGCCUCGGGCUGUUUCUGAUCUCCUUCCCCUCAGGCCCAGUUCCCUUUGCUGGCGGGGCUGCCGGUGGCCCCGCCGUAACGAAGCUGUCCUGCCUUUCUUUUCAGUAUGAGGAUCGUCGCGCCAAGUGGGACACCAACCAGGCCGGCUUCCGCCACAGCCACCAGCACGGCUUCGGCCUGCUGAACGCCUGGAGGCUGGUGAACGCCGCCAAGAUCUGGGAGUCCGUCCCGUACCUCGCCUCGUACGUGAGCCCUGCCCUGAAGGAGGGCCGCAGCAUCCCCUUGCUUCCGCGGGAGCUGGAGGUCUCCUGGAACGGUAAGAGCCGCCGUCCCUCGUGGCGACGAAGCUGGCAACCCUCCCGCAGAGCUCACACCGUGACAACGCCAGGGUUCCCAGCCUCAGGGGCCGUCGGUCACCCGGAGCAGGAGCUGCAGCUUGUGACGGGGCGCGGGGACGUUGGUACCGGGUCCCCCAAAGCCCAGCAGCGGGAGCAGGGCAGGUCCCUGCGAGGCAGCGACAAGCGGAGCUCAAGCCAGAGCGGGGAGGAAGCCGUCCUCGCUUUCUUGACGCGGUGCCAGCAGUACCAGCGGCGGUUACGGGGGCAGAGGGGGGGCCGUGAGCGCUGGACUGAGCGGAGCGUGGAGCCUUAG
Messenger RNA from Athene cunicularia (burrowing owl), 2028 nucleotides. RefSeq names its product proprotein convertase subtilisin/kexin type 7 (gene PCSK7). NCBI's taxonomy places the organism in Eukaryota, Metazoa, Chordata, Aves, Strigiformes, Strigidae. The transcript has 13 exons. The coding region runs from base 1 to 2028 and encodes 675 amino acids. The record is from RefSeq and is a predicted model, not a curated record. Gene Ontology annotation, biological process: protein processing. Gene Ontology annotation, cellular component: trans-Golgi network; Golgi membrane. Gene Ontology annotation, molecular function: serine-type endopeptidase activity.